Acanthaster planci (crown-of-thorns starfish) is the source of this 2598-nucleotide messenger RNA. RefSeq lists its product as uncharacterized. Gene Ontology annotation, molecular function: scavenger receptor activity. The record is from RefSeq and is a predicted model, not a curated record. NCBI's taxonomy places the organism in Eukaryota, Metazoa, Echinodermata, Asteroidea, Valvatida, Acanthasteridae.
AAAACUUGAUGACAUGUUGAUCGAUGGUGACAAGGAUAGUAAAUGUGUACAGUUUAACAACUGUCAUCAGAAAGGAUGUGUUUACUCAGACCCCUACCAACAUGUAACAACCAUAUUACACAGAAUGGAUAAAAUAAGACAUUUUCAUGAACAUAUAAAAGACAGGAUUGAAAACAAAAUUGUUUUAUUCGCAUAGAGUUGACAAGUCUUGAAGUGUUAUAGCAAAUGAUGUUAGAGCAAACGGCAGAACCAGCACCUAUCUAGAACUGGAUUUUAACGACAAGUAACAUGGCACAGAUGAUGACAAUGCAUCAUGUCAUUUUUUUGAUAAAGAAUUCACGGUUAUUAAGUUUCCGUGAAAAUGAGCCCUAAUUUCGAGUCUCCCGCGUGCGUCGUUCACUUACUUUGAAAGGGUGGCUGCCGUCGGUAAUGGUGGCCCAAACCGAGUGGUCACGUGGUAUAUACUUUGACGUCUUUUGGUCGCCCAUGACACAAACUUCAUGCACCCUGAUGUCUUUAUAUUAAUGCAGGUAUAACAGGUACGUUACUGUCAGCACCAGAACUACAAGGCGACCGUGGUAUUGUCUGUGGCUCUGUGAAAGAGAGUACAUCGAGUACAGAUUGGAGAAGAAAAAGCUGUGUGAUUGCUGUCCUGGAAGGAAAAUGGAAGGUGGAGUAUGCAGAGAAUGCGACGAGGGACAGUAUGGCAUAAAUUGUGCGAGCGUCUGUUCGUGCGAGGAGGGAUAUCACUGCGAUCCGGUGGAUGGCUUUUGCACGUGUAGAAAAGGCGUUGCCGAUGCAAGUUGUCAACCGCUCAACAGUAGCUGUUCUGGAGUAGGGAGAGGCCGUCUUUGCAGCAACAUGACCUGUAACUAUGCCUGCGUGAACGGCCAAAAGUGUAACCACCACACAAACAUGUGCGAAUGUCCGCUGGACUGGCGCGAUGACUCCGGGGGAACCUGCAAUUUCUUGCCUGGCUGCCCAGAUGGCUACUUUGGGCCCUCCUGCAACCAGUUGUGCCGGUGUGAGCACAACGCGACGUGUGAUGCUCUGGGCGCCUGUGAAUGCCCGGCUGGCUGGAGCGGCUUAACCUGUGGUGACCCCUGUGAGCCCUGGUACUACGGAUCCAACUGCUCCCGGACUUGUGACUGUCCCGAGGAAGCGCUGGAGUGCAGUCCCAUAGAUGGAAGCUGUUCAUGUCCCCCAGGAUUCUACGGAUUAAAUUGUUCUCGUGAAUGCCCUGAUGGUUACUUCGGAAGUAACUGCAGAAAUGUAUGCAGUUGUGAUAAUCUAACCGAGACGUGUGACCGCUUGGAUGGAGCGUGCAAAGCAAAGAAGGGACCACCUCCUUCCUCGGCUGGUCCCAACCCAAGAGAUCCCGGCGGUCGAAGCUCGUCUGCAACAGGUGCUGUAAUUGGUUCAGUAAUAGCUGGAGUCGUCCUGGUCGGUUUGAUCGUAGCUCUGGUGUUCUUUCUCCAACACAGACGUAAACAAGGCAAGGAGAACAGGACUGAUGCUCUCUCCAUUUCGCCUUAUGUCUGUUAUAAUACUGCAGCAGCUGCUAAAGACGAAUAUACCGAGCUAGAGGAAAGGCGCUAUUGUGGCAACACGUACGCCGAGGCAAUCGACACAUUCAAAUCUAAUCCCCGGCAUUGCAUCGUUGGAGGCGCUACAUACGCCAUACCCGAGAAGCCAAAUCCGCCGCCUGAUGCCGACGCCGGGGAUGUCAAACUUGAUGAAGACUACAGCCAUCUUGAUCGUGCUGUGAUCACGCCACCCACAGCAAAUGCUUUGGGUAAAGAACACGACUACGAUGCUCUCGGGCUGACGGCCCCCGAUUCGGGCGAUCAGUACAGUCACCUGGAGAGAAAUCAAAGGGCGGCCAGCAUGCGCAGUGCGGAGGACGCUGACAGGAAGUACGGGAGUCUGCUCCAAUCAGGAGAGCACGAAGGAGAGUACAGCAACCUCGAUCGCAAGACCGGGCGUUCCCAGGAAAAGGAAAAAGAUUACGGCAACCAGUAUGAGGUUGUCAGAGUUGAAUAAGAAGGCACGAAUUUGUUGUACAAUGUUUCUCAUGUCAGUCAUACAGCUCUAAGCAGGGCACAUUUAAACCUCUUUUUACAUGCGACCGCCACUCCUUGCUGCCUGCCAGCCGCUUUCACAAUAUAUUUUUGGGGGUAUACAGCGUGAAGUACCUUUUCAAAUCAAUAAUCAAAGCGAAACAAAAUUCAAGUCCACACAAAAACCGAAUAUCAAACUGAAAACAGAAAGCAAAGUUAAAAGUUACUUUUGGACUUUGGAAAAUCUCCAUCUACAUGGGGGAAACUGAGAAGCAUAUUGAUCAGCGGCUGCAAUUCUUCCUAGCAACGCCGGGAUGUAUUAAUGCAAUAUCUGUUCAUCAUUCAGAGAAUUAAUUUAGAACAGGAUAUCCAUGACUGAUGAAGGUGGUGAUACGUGUGCCACUUGAGAUGACGUUCAUACCGAUGACUAGUUUUAGAGAAUGGUGAAGUUCCACGAGAGAGUAGAAAUAAGGCAUUUGCGAGUUAAAUUUGAAUAAAAUCUGGUACAAUGAAUUAUUUAAAUUCACGUGAACAUAAA